Messenger RNA from Ruditapes philippinarum (Manila clam), 1419 nucleotides. RefSeq names its product sushi, von Willebrand factor type A, EGF and pentraxin domain-containing protein 1-like. Bases 1 to 1419 code for a protein of 472 amino acids. The transcript has 2 exons. The record is from RefSeq and is a predicted model, not a curated record. NCBI's taxonomy places the organism in Eukaryota, Metazoa, Mollusca, Bivalvia, Venerida, Veneridae.
AUGAAACUGGCAUCAUGUCUGCUCAUUGGGAGUCAAUCGAGGUCAAUGGAAACCUACAACGGAAUUCCAAAUGGACCAGAGUGGCAGAAGGCUGUCGAAUGGACAAACAUCAAAGAAAUAAAGUGCAAAAUUCCGAGGCUGUCAGAAAACACACUCGUGACAAAUCCUACAGAUGAUAACAAAUACGCUCCUGACACAGACGUAUUUUUUGAGUGUAAAGAAGGAAAUGAGUUCUUCACUGAACACACAUCUGUCUAUUGCCAAGACGAUGGAACAUUUGACAUGAGUAUCCCGACUUGUGAUCCGCAGAAAUGUGGACCCCCGCCGAAAAUAGAAAAUGGGAUAUUUCCAAAUGAUGCAAAACUAGAAGAGUUUCCUGUUGCCUUUACGGCACAAUAUAAAUGCACUUUCGGAUAUACACUUUCAAGAAACAGUCAGAACCCAACAGGUAAAGUUAACUGCCUCGCCACAGCAAAAUGGGAAGCCAAUCUUCCGGAAUGCGUGGUUGUGACGUGCCGGGAUCCAAUCGACAUACCACAUGGUCAAUAUCAGAAAACUGGAAACACAUUCCUAUCGCAGGUACGCUAUAGUUGUGAUCAAGGGUAUGACCUUUCACACACGGAUGUCUUGGAGUGUUUCGAACUUGGAGACUGGAGUAUUGCAGCACCUGAAUGCAUUCCUGUGCAAUGCGGACAGCCCGAUGAUAUACUGCACGGGCAUUUCGAAGGCGACGUAUUGACAUACAAAAAAACCGUUAGCUAUAAAUGUGAUCUAGGAUAUGUACUUACUGGCGGGGAUGAGCAACGACAAUGUCAGGCAGAUACAUUCUGGAGUGGCACAGCUCCUGCGUGUAAACCGGUGUCAUGUGGCAAACCAGAAAUCAUAGAAAAUGGACAGUGGAAAGGCAGGGACUAUACGUUAAACAACAUUAUUCGUUAUGUUUGUGAUGUUGGAUACGAAUUAGACGGACCCGAGGAAAGAAUAUGUCGCGAAACUGGGAAGUGGCAAAAUCAAUCGCCGGUUUGUAAUAAAAUUAAAUGUCCUGCACCACCUUCAGUUGACAACGGGUUCUACACGGGAAACUCGUUCUUUUUCCAAGAUACUGUGACAUAUUCCUGUGAAAAUGGCUUUACUAUGGAAGGAGAAGCUUCACUUUUGUGCUUAGGAAGUAAACAAUGGUCUCAAGCUCCACCAAUAUGUAAUCGUAUUGUAUGUAACAGUCCGCCUAGAGUGAAUCACGCGAUUUAUUCCAAUCCACAAGCGCUUGCAACUUUCAAUAUUGGCGACAGGGUAACAUAUCAAGGUAAUUCUGGCUAUGAUUUAUCUAUAAGCAAGAAUCACUUUACUCCAAAAAGCAUGUGCCCAUUAAUACGUUUGACAAAAUUAAUUUCAACUAGAUUAAAUGAAAACUUCCUGUAA